GUCGGCCUUUUCACACAAAACUCUAAUCAUCCUCUCUCCGUAUUUUAGAUGACAUUAUCCAAAGGCUCAGUUAGCACAUAACACUCUUGCAUUCUUGAUCCAAGUAUGAAAUCAACUUGCGCCUCGGAAUUUUAGGUAUUGGGUUAUAGAGAGAAAGGGGGAGCACUAGUGAUGAAUAUUGGAGUUACAGAUCGAAUGUUUGCUGCAAGCAUUACGAGGUAUCCUAUUCUAAACUUUUGGGACCGGAAUAGGGCAACAAACUUUAAGUGGAUACGUUCUCAAUUGGUUGCCUCACUCAUUUCAUUCCGUAAUAUCAUUGCAAGAUUUUCAAGACCUUUCAACACUUCGUUUCCAUACCUAAGUAUCUAUUCAAUCUAAAUUUAUGAGCACACCAAGCACUUCAAGUUUCGAGGCCAUAAACCGUCCCAAAUCAACCGCCUCAAACCAACAAAGGGUAUUGUGUUAUAAACCGGAAAAGAAUACAAUCACUCAUAAAUUCAUUUUUUAAUAUGAUAACAAUGGAACGAAAACUACCAAAACUUUGUGGCACCCGUCCGAUCGACGCACUCCCUCAAAUAACUCAUGGCAUGAAUACCCAAGACCCUGUAAUGUCCCUGAAAGAGGUCCUAGCAGCUAUCUGUUACCCACCGUGUAAGUGCAGUUGAUUUUUGCUUCCUUCAGUCUGUACUUGCCGAUCUUAUCGUAGAUGGAUUCCUAUUCCCACUUCCCAAUGCGGUUUUUAAUUCCUCAUCGCACUCCAAACUCUUCUUUGACAAGCUAUUACUGAUCUCCUAAUGCUGCAGGUACCUGCGCCGACUUUGAACAGGGCUUCUACACAGCUAAUGAGCAAAUGCAGCCUGGCUGGUUUUAUCGACGUUCACUAUCUAAUGAUGAAGCAAAACAAAUCGCUGCCUCCUACAUAAACAAUAUGCAACAAGAUCGCAAAUACCUAACAGAAAGACUCACCUUGUGCGGGGAUAUCGUGCUCCGCCGGUGGAAAAAGAAAAGCCAAGACAAACGUCAGUCGCUGCUACUUGAAGUCAUUCCAAAUAUUUGCGAAAAGAGGUGGAUCAUUCUUCGGCUUGGCUUCACUCCUGAAGGCAAGCAGAUUCCUCCCAUAAAUAGUAACGGUGAGAUGGAAGCCAGGUCACCAGACACGCGUCAUCAUCUUCUCCUGCAGUGGUUUAGUUUGGAGGUUCUCAAAACAAACCCUGCCGUCCUUUUUGCCUUGCUGCACAAUCGCACGGUUUACAGUCCUCAGGACUGGGCCUCUUUUGACGCACGACAGCUUAAUAUCUCUUUCCCUUGCGGAUAUUUUGACUUCGACUUUUCAGCCGAAUGUGUUAUGAUGCAAGGUUUAAGGUACGGCGAGGUGGUGGAUUGGAAAGAUUGUCUAGCACAUAGAGCGGAUAUUCUUGGGUUCCCUAAGGCACGCCUUGUCCUCGAAGCCCAGGCAUAUCUGAUGAGUUCACUGCGCAAGAUUGUUGAUGGCAUACUUCAAGGUUUUGAUACGAAUGCAUCACCUGCAGCUGAAAAGUGGAAUUCCAUGGUAUUAAUGGGAUUCAGGCAUACUAAUGUGGUGAAGUUGUGGUCACCUUACACUAACCAGGUAUUUUCAUCACCUCCAUCAUUCUCUAUUAGCACACUGAUUUCUUUAGCUCAAACACGAUUAGAAGCUACGGUAGAUCACCUUUGGCUAUUGCAGACGGAACCAGCAUACAUGAAAUUUUUUAUCGUGAAUAUGUGUCAUGGAGGGUUUUAUGAAUCGAGUAAAGAUAUGGGCCCCAGUUGGCUAGUUGUACGUGGUAUCAUUGAAGCCAUCGAAUCUUGUUAGGCCUGGGGCAGGUUAAAGAAUGAAUGUGAACAUGUCAAAUCAAUCC
Molecule: messenger RNA, 1880 nt
Organism: Sclerotinia trifoliorum
Lineage: Eukaryota; Fungi; Ascomycota; Leotiomycetes; Helotiales; Sclerotiniaceae
Source: the annotation of a GenBank genome assembly